AUGGUAGGCCAACAAUAUUCUAGUGCGCCAGUUCGUACCAUUAAAGAAGUACAAUUUGGGUUGUUUUCUCCAGAAGAAGUCCGUGCUAUUAGUGUUGCCAAAAUCAGAUUCCCAGAAACUAUGGAUGAAACACAAACAAGAGCUAAGAUCGGUGGUUUAAAUGAUCCAAGAUUAGGUUCUAUUGAUCGUAAUGUAAAGUGUCAAACCUGUCAAGAAGGUAUGAACGAAUGUCCGGGUCAUUUUGGUCACAUUGAUUUAGCUAAACCUGUUUUCCACAUUGGUUUCAUUUCAAAGAUUAAGAAAGUUUGUGAGUGUGUCUGUAUGCAUUGUGGUAAACUACUUUUGGAUGAGCAUAACGAACAAAUGAACCAAGCUAUCAAGAUUAAAGAUCCAAAGAAGAGAUUUAAUGCGGUUUGGACUUUAUGUAAGACAAAAAUGAUUUGUGAAACAGAUGUUCCUUCUGAAGAUGACCCAACAAAACUAGUUUCUAGAGGUGGUUGUGGUAACGCUCAACCUACCAUUCGUAAAGAUGGUUUGAAAUUAGUAGGUAGUUGGAAAAAAGACAAAAACACUAAUGAUGGAGAUGAACCGGAACAAAGAGUUCUAAGCACAGAAGAAAUCUUAAAUAUUUUUAAACAUAUUUCUUCAGAGGAUUAUAUUAGAUUAGGUUUUAAUGAAGAAUUUGCUCGUCCAGAGUGGAUGCUUCUAACAGUUUUACCUGUCCCUCCUCCCCCAGUUCGUCCAUCUAUUUCCUUUAAUGAAUCCCAAAGAGGUGAAGAUGAUUUAACCUUUAAAUUAGCAGAUAUCCUGAAGGCAAAUAUAAGUUUAGAAACUUUGGAACUUAACGGUGCACCACAUCACGCUAUCGAGAAACAAAAAGGUUACUUCAUUCCAUGCCGCAACUACAUGGAUAACGAUAUGGCAGGGCACCUUCAAGCAUACAAAAAUCGGGCCGUCCUGUUAAUCUAUUCGGGCCCGUUUAAGGGGAAGGAAGCCGUUUCAAGGUAUUUAAGGGAAAGCGUGCCAUUUUCCUGCAAAACACGUUUUCCAGGGACCCAAUUUGAAUUGGACAAGCGGGGUUCCAAAUAUAACUAA
Molecule: messenger RNA, 1095 nt
Organism: Vanderwaltozyma polyspora DSM 70294
Lineage: Eukaryota; Fungi; Ascomycota; Saccharomycetes; Saccharomycetales; Saccharomycetaceae
Gene: RPO21
Product: DNA-directed RNA polymerase II subunit RPB1
Exons: 1
Coding region: 1-1095 (364 amino acids)
Biological process (GO): DNA-templated transcription
Cellular component (GO): RNA polymerase II, core complex
Molecular function (GO): DNA binding
Source: RefSeq, a predicted model, not a curated record